CGCGCGGAGAUCGCCGCCCGCGGCGCUGAGGGGACGGCAGGUCCCGGUGUGAGGGGAGCGGAGGGAGCGGAGGCGGCUCGUCGGGAUGGCGGCGGUGGCCGCGGCGGCGGCGGCCCAUAUGGCCGAUGUCAGCUGGAAGAUGAUGGAGCUGCGGGCUCGCACCAAGCGUUCAGUGUUGAAAAUUGCUGUAGCUUAGCCUGAGACGUUUGUGAUUAGCUGCACCACUUUGAAAUGGCCAGUUGGGAUGAUGACAGAACCUCACCUGCGCAUGCUCUUAUACAGUUUGGUUCAAUUUAUGAGCCACUUAAAAGUAUUAACCUCCCUAAACCUGAGGGGGAAAGUUUGUGGGAUAAAUUAGACCAUUACUACAGAAUUGUUAAGUCUACACUGCUGCUUUAUCAAAGUCCAACCACAGGUCUGUUUCCUACGAAGACAUAUGGAGAAAACCAGAAGGCAAAAGUACAUGACAAUCUUUACUGUGCUGCAUGCUCCUGGGCAUUAGCCCUUGCUUACAGGCGUAUUGAUGAUGACAAGGGAAGAACUCAUGAACUGGAGCAUUCUGCUAUAAAGUGUAUGAGAGGAAUUCUCUACUGCUACAUGCGUCAGGCCGAUAAGGUUCAGCAGUUUAAGCAAGAUCCCAAACCCUCUGGAUGUCUUCAUUCAGUUUUCAGUGCACAUACUGGAGAUGAGGUCUUGUCCCAUAAUGAAUAUGGUCAUCUUCAGAUAAAUGCAGUAUCGUUAUUUCUCCUCUACUUGGUUGAGAUGAUCUCUUCGGGGCUGCAGAUUAUCUACAACACAGAUGAGGUUUCCUUCAUUCAAAAUCUUGUGUUCUGUGUGGAAAGAGCCUAUCGUGUGCCCGACUUUGGUGUCUGGGAAAGAGGAAGCAAAUACAACAAUGGCUGCCCAGAGCUGCAUUCAAGCUCUGUGGGGUUGGCAAAAGCAGCUUUGGAAGCAAUUAAUGGUUUCAACCUCUUUGGAAAUCAGGGCUGUUCCUGGUCUGUUAUAUUUGUGGAUUUUGAUGCCCAUAACCGUAACAGACAGACUCUGUUUUCACUGCUGCCCCGAGAGUCAAGGUCUCAUAAUACUGAUGCAGCUCUGCUGCCCUGUAUCAGUUAUCCUGCAUUUGCUUUGGAUGAUGAGGUUUUGUUCAGUCAAACACUAGAUAAAGUUAUUAGAAAAUUAAAAGGAAAAUAUGGAUUUAAAAGGUUUCUGAGAGAUGGAUACAGAACAGCUCUAGAGGACAAAACACGUCGCUUUUAUAAACCAGCAGAAAUUAAGCUUUUUGAUGGCAUUGAAUGUGAAUUCCCUCUAUUUUUUAUUUUCAUGAUAAUUGAUGGAGUUUUUAAAGGAAAUUCUGCACAAGUUAAGGAAUAUCAGGAUCUUCUGGAUCCUGUGCUUCAACAUACAUCUGAAGGAUGUCCUGUUGUACCCAAGUAUUACUACGUGCCAGCUGAUUUUGUUGAACUGGAAAAGAAGAACCCUGGCAGUCAGAAACGAUUUCCUAGUAACAGUGGACGUGAUGGAAGGUUUUUCUUGUGGGGACAAGCAGUUUAUAUCAUUGCAAAACUCCUAGCUGACAAAUUAGUGAGUCCUAAGGAUAUUGACCCUAUUGGACGUUAUGUGCCUCCAGAAGAGCAGCGGAACGUUAGUAUGAGAUUUUCCAAUCAGGGACCUCUGGAAAAUGAUCUGGUAGUUCAUGUGGCCCUGAUAGCAGAAAGUCAACGCUUGCAAGUUUUUCUGAACACAUAUGGAAUCCAAACUCAGACUCCCCAGCAGGUGGAACCAAUUCAGAUAUGGGCUCAGAAGGAACUUGUCAAGGCCUACUUCCAUUUAGGAAUCAAUGACAAACUGGGAUUAUCCGGAAGACCAGACAGGCCUGUAGGAUGCCUUGGAACAUCAAAGAUUUAUCGAAUACUCGGAAAGACUGUCGUUUGCUACUCGAUUAUUUUUGAUCUAAGUGAUUUCUACAUGUCUCAGGAUGUUAUGAUGUUGAUUGAUGACAUUAAGAAUGCACUGCAGUUCAUUAAGCAGUACUGGAAAAUGCACGGUCGUCCGCUGUUUGUUGUACUUAUUCGUGAAGACAAUAUAAGAGGGAGCAGAUUCAAUCCAAUAUUAGAUAUGCUGGCAGCCUUUAAAAAGGGAAUUGUUGGAGGAGUGAAAGUUCAUGUCGACAGAGUGCAGACAUUAAUAUCUGGAGCAGUUGUGGAGCAGCUUGACUUCCUAAGAAUCACUGAAUCAGAAGAGGCUCCCGUAUUUAAGAGUUUGGAGGAGUUGGAUCUUCCAAAACAUUCAAAAGUCAAGAGACAAUCUAGUACUCCAAAUGCUUCUGAACUUGAGCAGCAACCAGACAUAAAUAUUAAUGACUGGAAAAACAAGUCAACCUAUGAGAUUCUGCAGAAACUCGAUGACUGCAAUUGCCUAGCAAGUCAAGCUCUACUUUUGAGCAUAUUGCUUAAAAGAGAAGGACCGAAUUUCAUCACCAAGGAAGGUACUGUUGCUGAACAUAUUGAAAGAAUCUAUAGACGAGCUGGCAGCAAGAAGCUCUGGUCUGUUGUGCGCUUCGCAGCAAGUCUUUUAGGUAAACUAGUGGACAGCCUUGCACCAUCUAUUACUAAUGUUUUAGUUCAGGGUAAACAGGUGACACUUGGAGCUUUUGGCCAUGAGGAAGUAGUUAUUUCUAAUCCCUUAUCCCCGGCAGUCAUUAAGAACAUCAUCUAUGAAAAAUGUCAGUUACAAGAUGAAAGGGAAGCUGUAGUUCAGCAAGAACUUGUCAUACAUAUCGGCUGGAUCAUCUCAAAUUCACCCGAGCUUUUCAGUGGCAUGCUGAAGAUACGGAUUGGAUGGAUUAUCCAUGCCAUGAAGUACGAACUGAAAUUCCGUGCUGGGGAUAUGCCAGCCAAGGACUUGUACCAGAUGUCCCCUAGUGAAGUGAAACAGCUUUUGUUGGAUAUUCUUCAGCCACAACAGCAGGGGAGAGGCUGGCUUAACCGACGACAAAUAGAUGGUUCUCUCAAUCGAACUCCUGCUGGAUUCUAUGACAGGGUGUGGCAAAUCUUGGAGAGAACUCCAAAUGGUUUAAUAGUAGCAGGGAGAUUUUUACCACAGCAACCAACCUUAUCGGAUAUGACGAUGUAUGAAAUGAAUUUUUCCCUCCUAGUUGAAGAUAUGCUGCAAGAUAUCGACCGGCCAGAAUACAGGCAAAUUAUUGUAGAGUUGCUGAUGGUUAUAUCUGUUAUUCUGGAGAGAAAUCCAGAGCUAGAGUUCCAGGACAAAGUGGACUUGGACAAAGUGGUACAAGAAGCAUUUCAUGACUUUCAGAAUGAUUACAACAGGCCAAAGGGAGCUGAACACCAAGAUGACAUGACUGCAUUCUACAACACUCAUCCAGUUGGAAAAAAGGGAACGUGCAGCUACUUGAGUAAGGCUGUGAUCCGUUUAUUGCUAGAAGGAGAUGUAAAAGCGAGCAAUGAUGAUCCUUGUACUAUUAGCUAAAGCUUCAAGCACGGUGUAGUAAUUGUUGCUUUAUUCAGUGUUAAACAUAUUUUCAGGCAUGCAUUAAAAUGCUGUUUUGCAAAGUAACCCUGGUUAGUAACACAAAGACAUACCGUCCUUUGCUGAAAGAAGUGCCAUUAGAGACACAAAGUGCCCCUUAUUUUGCAUUUCUCAACUAUGCAGCAUGAAAGCAUACUGAAAGCACACAAUGUUUGACUAAGUUGAAAGGCAUUGCACCUGUGAUCUUAAAUAGUGCAUCUACCAUAGCUGGUAUCUUAGGGAAAUAUAAUGUAAGAUUCUGCUUUUAUACCUCUAUUUAUUUAUAAUUACAAAGAAGUUUGUUGUUAAUUCUAAAUGAAAUUCACAAAGUACCGUAAUUAACAAAUGCAUCACAAACUACAACACUAUAAAACUGUGAUUUACUGUUUUUUCCUGAUUCAGCACACAAAACGGAUGUGAAUAAAAUAAUUACAAAUAAUUUAUAAUCAUGAAAAAAAAUACUUCUCUUCCAUUCACAGCAACCAUUCUGUUGUUUGGGUUUUAAAUUUCACCUUGAUAACGAUACACACAUUUCACUGCAAUGGAAUGACUUUAUUUUUUAAUCUCUGGCAAUAAACAUGACUACUUUCCUAAUUGUUCAGAUAUCUGCAUAAAGGGAAACACAUGACAGUAAGAGAAAAACCUGUGUGGUGUUUUAUAGCUUUUUUUAAUUUUUUUUUUUUUUAAGAAAGCAAGCAAGGCAAUGUAUUUAAAAUGAACAUCAGUGACAAAAACUCUCGAGCUGUCAAUGCAUGAAAGACUUCACAAUAAAUUCUUCUGUCUUCAGAAUGUGUGAAAAUACUGUAUGCUAAAUGCUUUAUUUUGAUAAAAGUUAAAAUAUAUCAAAUGCUUGUAAAAAAAUAAAAUAAAAAUACUUCAGAGUUACA
This is a messenger RNA of Coturnix japonica (Japanese quail), 4418 nucleotides long. RefSeq names its product phosphorylase kinase regulatory subunit beta (gene PHKB). Gene Ontology annotation, cellular component: phosphorylase kinase complex. The record is from RefSeq and is a predicted model, not a curated record. Gene Ontology annotation, biological process: glycogen metabolic process. Gene Ontology annotation, molecular function: calmodulin binding. NCBI's taxonomy places the organism in Eukaryota, Metazoa, Chordata, Aves, Galliformes, Phasianidae.